Heterostelium album PN500 is the source of this 204-nucleotide messenger RNA. RefSeq lists its product as uncharacterized. Lineage: Eukaryota; Evosea; Eumycetozoa; Acytosteliales; Acytosteliaceae. The record is from RefSeq and is a predicted model, not a curated record. Bases 1 to 204 code for a protein of 67 amino acids. The transcript has 2 exons.
AUGACUGACGUUGAAGAUAAAUCAACCAUGGAGAGAAAAAAGAUUGAUAAAUUACAAAGAUUAACUGGAAGAAGAGAAUCUAUUACAAAGAUUCAAUCCCUUUUAAAUCCAAAAUCAUUGGAAGAAGCACAAAUCAAUACCCAAAAGUUGGAAACCAAUGAAAAGUUGACUCAUAUAUUCGGUGAAAGACCUGAAUGUAGAUAA